CUCCAGGAACCUGCUUCCUCCACUGCGCGCCUGUUUACCAUAGGUCCGUAUAUUACGCGAUGGCGUGAAUUUGUCGGCUGUAGGCAUGUCUAACCCCGUUUCUCCUUUCGAGAACUUGGUAGGAAAGCAAAGGUAAGGCCAAAUUAAGACUUUAUAGAGGCCGAGCCGUAUGAUGGAAGGUAGCGCAAACUUGCGCGCAGUAACGGAUCAAAGGGUCUGUCAUCGGAAGGCCGCUCGUAUCUUACUUUGUGAAGGUAGAUUGGCCUAAUAAAUCAGUAUAAAUAUUCAUUAGCUCUUCACUUUCUUGCAUUGUAUGCGACAGCGACAGUCUGUCAAACGCGUACGGCGCAUUCUAGUAGAUGAAAGAUAGCAUAGACAGUACCGAUAAAUUGCCGCUACAGUAUCUCCAUGAAAAAUUCAGCAAAAUACCCUCAUACAGCUUGACCAAUGAACAUCUAUUAGAUUAGAAUCGGCUCAUCCGAGUCCUUGUGUGAAUUGAGGCCGGCUAUAUAGCUGUAGUUGUUGAUAAUGUUGUUGGCAGCGAUGGUAGUUGUAACUGGUGGGCUGGUCUGUAAGUUAACCUGUCGAAAGUGGCUAAACCCCGUGAUCUCGUUCAGCCUCAUCCUCCGCCGUAGGUUGGAUUAUUUAAACCUAGACAAAGACUGAAGACUGUUACUUCAAGUGCAUGGUCUAAGAUACCAGCAAAGCCUCCAGUAUCAGACCAAAAUCUUUGUACGGUAGACGUACCUCUGGGGUCUCCUGCAAAAUAUUUUCAAAAGGCUAAUCUAGCCUGUCUAAAUAGGGUAAACGUUCAGGUGCCUCUUGUUUACGCAGCAACAAAAACAACAACCGAGAGCACAAUAACUCGAGAGGUAAAGUAACUCAAUGUAGAAUAUGUCCUCAGCUCGCUCUCGAGGAUACACUCACCGUCAUCGUAUUCUUCGCUUUUUAUAUAAUAGCUAGCGAGUUGUCUUGACUGUUUUCAAGCCUCAUCACAUGGCUUAAGCGCCUCCCCGCACAUAAGUUGAACAACAUCAUUCGUUAAACAAAGCUCUUCUCCCCACGCAGUGAUUAUCAAAAUUUCCUCAACUUUCUGAUAUCAUACGGAGCUGCUUGUGAAGCGGUUAUAUACUUAUAUACUUUCGUGAUCGCACUUUGGUUUUGCUAGGGGUGUUCUGGGAUAGGUGGAGCUGUUGUCUAUUGUCCACGUCGAAGCUGGUGGAAAGCUAUAUCAACCAAUCACUAUGGCAUCCAACGAACCUGGACCAGUCAGGGGAGUUGGGCCACUAUCUAUGCCAGAUGAUAAAAAACCGCUUGCUACUGUGUCGAAAGCCGUGAAAUAUGAGAAUGUGUGUGUGCUACCACAGACACCGCAGCUAAUUGCUCUCUUGACGUGAGUUUAUCUAGCUUAAUGAGCAGUUGGACUCUUGGUUAACUUGCUUUCGGGAUAAAAACAGUAUGAUCCGAGACCAGCGGACCUGUCGAGCAGAUUUUGUCUUUUACUCUAAUCGUAUCAUCCGUCUACUCGUCGAAGAAGGGCUGAAUCAUCUCCCUGUCGUGCAGAAGACGGUCACGACCCCAGUCGGCCAUACUUAUGGAGGAGUUGGGUUCGAGGGUAAAAUAUGCGGAGUUUCCAUCAUGCGUGCCGGCGAGGCAAUGGAGCAGGGUCUUCGUGACUGCUGUAGAUCCGUUCGGAUUGGAAAGAUUCUGAUACAAAGGGAUGAGGAGACAUGCAAACCGGCGCUAUUUUAUGAAAAACUGCCACAGGAUAUAUCAAAGAGAUGGGUGUUGUUGCUUGACCCGAUGUUUGCUACUGGCGGCUCUGCUACCAUGGCGGUUGAAGUUCUAAAGUCAAAGGGCGUACCAGAAGACCACAUUCUAUUUAUAAAUCUCAUUGCCAGCCCAUCGGGAGUUGCUGACUUUGCUGAGAGGUUCCCAAAACUCAGGGUUGUUACCGCGUUCAUCGAUCAAGGGUUGGAUGAAAAGAAGUUCGUCUUCCGUCAUACUUGGCACUUUGUUAAUGCUCAACAUUGCUAACCCCCACAUUUUAGAUAUAUAAUACCCGGGUUGGGUGAUUUUGGAGACAGAUACUAUACUCUUUAGGGUGUAUGGUAUCUCUGCAAUUAUGGGAUGUUGAAGUGUAUGGUGGUGUCGGGUGUCAUCCCCUGUCCGGUGAAGCCGAGCUUGAAGCUCGAAUGGUACCAAUCUGAUGGCUAAAUACCAGGUUGUCACACACAUCAAUAUAUCAUUAUGAAAUAUCUUAGAACGAAAAUGAUGACUCCAUUAAGGGUUUCCGUAAUUAUAUGUAUGCAUGUGCCCAGAUAAAUAUGCCACUUAGCCCCAGAAAAGAAGCCCAUCCUGAACGCCAAAUAAAAAGAAAAUACCCGCGGAUAGAAGGUAGAGGAGAACAGAAUAGGAUCUAGUAGUCAUCGUCAAGUCCUUCAUCAAUUAUAGCUGGCGCGGCAGAAGCAGAAGGGCCAUCAUGAUCCGCUCUGCCACCA
Messenger RNA from Trichophyton rubrum CBS 118892, 2501 nucleotides. RefSeq lists its product as uncharacterized. The transcript has 2 exons. The record is from RefSeq and is a predicted model, not a curated record. Bases 1459 to 2037 code for a protein of 192 amino acids. Lineage: Eukaryota; Fungi; Ascomycota; Eurotiomycetes; Onygenales; Arthrodermataceae.